Protomyces lactucae-debilis is the source of this 771-nucleotide messenger RNA. RefSeq lists its product as uncharacterized. The transcript has a single exon. Bases 1 to 771 code for a protein of 256 amino acids. Lineage: Eukaryota; Fungi; Ascomycota; Taphrinomycetes; Taphrinales; Protomycetaceae. The record is from RefSeq and is a predicted model, not a curated record.
AUGCGACCAGCACCCUCCCUCGACCAACCUGCCACCUCAUCCACAUCAAGCAGAGCAGCAUCACCCAGCACAGUCUUCCCAGAUCUUCACCUUCAAGCGCCAGGAUCUGCCCAUCUACGCAUGUUGGAAGCAACGCCCCUAGCAACACCACCCACCACAACCGCGGCUUCCUUCCUUCAACCGCAGCAAUCUACAACUGCAAGCAUCAUCAGCAGCAGUAGUAGCAGCAACAUAGGACGAACAAGUAUGAACGCUCCGUCUGUCACAAAUGGCAAAGUGCGCAAGCCAAAGUCAAGAAGUAGUUCGCUCAUGGUGCCACCUGCAUCACGCUACCUCGCCACCACGACCAACCAUCCAUCAGCCUCAGUCAACAGCGUACAUACACUGACCAGCUAUACUGAACCGUGCAGCAGUAGUAAAAAUCAAGCGCGACACGGCAUGGCUGGCAACACAAGCAGAAACGCAAGUAGAGGUCAACAUGGCAUGCAUCUCACCACUGCUUUAUUCUAUACACCGCUCUCACCACACUUACAAGCACUUGCAUCACCUGCUGGCCCAUGCACGCCGUUCCUAUUGGAAGAAGAGGAGGGUGGUGAUUAUAUGGGGAGGGAAGAGGCGCAUCGUGUUGCGUUGGGAGAAGCACUACGGAGUCGUGUCUGUGCGCUUGAAGAAGAUGCAGCAGGUGGUACUGAUGGUGGGAGACAGGCAGGUUGGCGGCGGAGUUACUCUUCUGUGCUUGCGUCUGGGAUGCCAGGGAUGAGCCCGUCAUGA